AUGCUCAAUGCAUUAUCAAUACUUUUACCAAAUUCACUUUCAUCAUCAAAUAUUUAUUUAAAACCAAAAAAAGGACCAACAAAUUCAAGAACAUCAACAAUUGUUUCAUCAUUUUCAAUAUCAACAACAACAAUUGAAAAUCAAAUAAAUAAGAAUUUUAUUGGAACAUCAUCAUGAUUUGCUAUGCGUCAUCGAAAAAUAAUUUAUAUGCCAAAACGUCUAUUACAAUUAUGUUCAUAUUAUUCAUGGUGGAUAGAUGAUAAACAACAAUCAUUGUUUAUAAAUCUUCUUGAUUUAUCUUAA
Molecule: messenger RNA, 303 nt
Organism: Rotaria sordida
Lineage: Eukaryota; Metazoa; Rotifera; Eurotatoria; Philodinida; Philodinidae
Source: the annotation of a GenBank genome assembly